UGCCGUCGCUCCGACACCGUGGGACCCGUCCUCGAUCCGGAGCCAGGAAUUAAUCAACCGGACCGGCGCGCCGAAGUUUCGAGUGCCUACUUCUGAUUAACGCCCGAGCGUGUCUUUAUGCAGUGGGAUCGGCAAGUUCUCCGUGGUAGUCUUCUGUUUCGGAGUCGGCUAUCGAUACUGGUUGUUUCUGAUUAAUGUCGUGUUCCUCUGAAAGAGACUGUUGACGAUAGAAGGUCUUCAAGAUAUACGUCUUUGACUCGAAACCGGGAAUUAAUCAAACGAACUCGUGAUUAAAUGGACCCAACGGACAGUUAUCAACAGAACCACGAGUCUUCAAGAUAGACUCUCAAUUCGGAGUUCGGAAUUAAUAAGAUUUGAACUCGUAUAUUGCGAACGCGUGUCUUAUUAGUGUCGGAAUGUGACUUCCAAGUAGUGUAAACUGUGUCGUGUUGAAAUAAUCCAGUGUAACUUUAUCGUGUAACAUUUAUUAGAGUGCGUGCCACUUAAUGUUUAGAAGGAGAUUACAUUGAGUGUAAAAAGACGAUAGAAAUCCAAAACACCCGCUUGCCCGAUUCGCGUCUUCGAAGAUCGAGAUCAAUGCGCAAUUCCAAGACAGAAUGAACGUUAUGGGAUUCAAAAUGGUCAGUUAUUCAGUGAUCAGUUUCGUGGUCCUCUGGGCCAGUUUGUCGUCGGCCAGUCUCUCGACCGGCGAGCUGCUGGAGUGUCGGGCAAACUUGACGGCGACGAUCAGGAACGACACGAUGUUCCUGCAGAAGGUGCGCCAGUCGGACUACAUUUUCACGGGGAAGGUUAAGGAGCUACGGCACGGGCAACUGCUGCACGUGCGCGUCAAGAGGGCGAUCAAGGGUGCGCUGAACGUCACCGUCGAUCUCGUCGUGAACGACACCUGCGGUCGUUACAUUAGGCGCGGCUACACCGGCAUCUUCAUGGCGCGUCGCGGUGCCGGCGACGUGGGCAAGAUCGUGAUGCACUUUGGCCCGGUACCGCUUACGCUCGCCAACCUCGACAGGCUGAACGCCGCCGUCAGAGGUGUAGUAAUAUUCAGCCACUAA
This is a messenger RNA of Temnothorax curvispinosus, 1073 nucleotides long. RefSeq lists its product as uncharacterized. The transcript has 2 exons. The coding region runs from base 618 to 1073 and encodes 151 amino acids. Lineage: Eukaryota; Metazoa; Arthropoda; Insecta; Hymenoptera; Formicidae. The record is from RefSeq and is a predicted model, not a curated record.